UCAUCAUACACAUUCUCUUCAUUUUCUCUUUUGUCUUCGGUCCUUUACAAAACAAGUACACAUUUUUGAUGAGGCGCAACAAACAUCGAACCCUUCCUUGUUCUGCUCUAUUGAAUAUAGAAUAUGUUCCUAGUUCUUGUCCUAUGUUGAGACAUGUUAUCUAUGGUAGAAACGUGAACUUAUGGUGCGGCACCAGUUCGUCGGGCACGUGUUCGUGACGUAAUCACGAGGUACAAUCAGUUGAUAGAUAACGUGACCAAUUUUAGCCGGCGAGAAGGACUGAUUUGAUACUGGAGUUCAGGAGUUCUAUAACCUACCUUAUUUUUAUUCCUAGAUUAAUUUAUUUUCAUUUACUUUUACUACAGCGUAAGGUCAGUACGUGUUCUCAAAUUCUUACUUUACACCUUGCUUUUUGUGAGCACUUGUUUAAUGUCUCACUAUUCAGGGCUAAGCCAAGUACCAAAGUUUUUACCCCACUUCUCAAAACCACGUUGUACAUUUGUUUGGUGUUCACCACAACAGUGUUACAAAUUACAAUGUUUAUUGUUGUCCUGAUCGUACUGUCCUGCCUCCCCCCUACACUGCCAUAUAAGGACUUCUCAACCCACACCCCGUACGAAUAUUCUCGAGGUGACAUAACUAAAGUUCAAUGGAGUGAUCAACUGGUCCCAACUAGGUUUUAUCUUAUUGCUAGACACGGCAGUAGACAUCUCGGAGCUAAACAUGUGAUAUUUAUGGAGAAGUUUCUGGACAAAGUUCUACUGGAGGAGGAAAGUUUCAAGAAGCUUCCUUGGCUAAGUACCUGGAAACGUCCAUAUUAUUUUCCGGACUCUCAUCUGGUGCCGCAAGGGAUGUUGGAACAUUAUCGUCUAGCUCAAAGAUACAAAAAGAAGUUUCCUGCCUUCUUCCCGCCUUACUAUCCAACCAAAUAUCAUAUCAGGAGUACCCACAUUCUGAGAACAAGUCAAAGUGCUGCAUCCUUCUUAUUUGGAAUCUUCGAAGGUAUGGGUCCUGUAAAUCAAUUCUCGUUACCUACGAAUUUAUCUACAAAAGGAUUUCAGCCUGUCGGACUUGAGAUCGAAAGUGCGGAUGAAGAUGAACUUUUACGCUUCAUGGACAAUUGUCCCGCUUAUACAAACUGUCCUAUGACUAAGAAUUCAAAAUUGGAAAUAACUAAACUUCACGAAUCAGAGAAGUACAAGAAGUUAGUCCUAGAUCCAAUAUCCGAGCGGGCAGGUUUCUCAUUAACAGUAGAGGACGUAGAGGGCCUGUACGACCUCUGUAACUUUGAGCACGUCUCUCCAACCGAGUCAAACAACUCCUCUUUCUGUGACCUGAUCCCGAGAUCAGCCUUCGCUCUGUUGGACUACUCACGUGAUCUGAGCAGGUACUACAAAUCCAGUUAUCCUAACAAACUUGGUUACGAACUGUCAUGUGUGGUACUGAAGGAUGUGCUGAGAGAGUUUGAGAGUGAGGAAUCUGCUACCGCCCUGCGCUUCGCUCAUAGUGAGACUAUAGUCCCCCUUAUCACCCUGCUAGGUAUCAACAAGGAUCAGGAUAUUAUCUACACUUGGGAUAAGGAGGAGUUCUGGAAUAGAACAACAAAGCUGAGCGAGCUAGACCCUUUUGCAACUAAUAUGGGGUUCGUUGUCUUUAGGAACUCAUCAUCAGAACAGGAUAUUAUCAAGAUAUAUUUGAAUGAGAGAGAAGUAAAGAUAACGGCGUGUGCAUCAUCAGAGGAGGGGUGUACGAGAGAUGAGCUACUUGACAUUGUCCGGGGCACUCUGGGACAGUGUGACCGAUCUGCUAUGUGUUUCGGAACUAAUACCACAAACGAUGACGUCAUCAUUUCUACAGUGGAUGACGUCAUUGUCUCUACAAGAGAUAACGAGAAUGAUAAUGUACAACCGAUGAAUGAGUCCACUUCAUUGACCUCUCAAUGUAUCUCGGAGAAGAAUGUGGAUUUGGCGGUGGCGGCAAAACUAGCUGACGAAAACAAAGUCCUGUUGGACUUUAACCUGUUUGUAAUAAUGACAGGUCUUAGUGGACUGUGUAUAGUGUUGAUGGGACUUGUUGCUUUUAACUGCAAGAAAAUUAUUUCUGAUGAUGUCGAUAGUGGCUACCAGAAAAUGCCUUUCUUAGAUUCUUGAUGAUUUAUUCUUGAUGAUUGUUAUAAAUAUUUUUUGAAUCAACAUUGUAAUAUUUAAG
Messenger RNA from Bolinopsis microptera, 2208 nucleotides. Its product is annotated as multiple inositol polyphosphate phosphatase 1-like. Bases 537 to 2150 code for a protein of 537 amino acids. NCBI's taxonomy places the organism in Eukaryota, Metazoa, Ctenophora, Tentaculata, Lobata, Bolinopsidae. Gene Ontology annotation, molecular function: acid phosphatase activity; inositol phosphate phosphatase activity. The transcript has a single exon. The record is from RefSeq and is a predicted model, not a curated record.